Molecule: messenger RNA, 1571 nt
Organism: Toxotes jaculatrix (banded archerfish)
Lineage: Eukaryota; Metazoa; Chordata; Actinopteri; Toxotidae
Product: transmembrane protein 237A-like
Exons: 14
Coding region: 176-1405 (409 amino acids)
Biological process (GO): cilium assembly
Cellular component (GO): ciliary transition zone
Source: RefSeq, a predicted model, not a curated record
AAUACGUCCGGGUAGCAGCUCUCUGCUCGCAGAGCGUAGGUAAAAUAACAACCAAAGGAACAGUUUAUUCACUUGUGAACGGUUUCAUCCUUUAAACACACUUUUAAACUAAGGAUGAAUCAGUCUUUGUCCUGGAUGAAUAUUUGAAGGCGCAGUUUUAGAGAAUUUCGGAGAAAUGGAUCCGGGAGGCUCGAAGAAAAUGCGAUCCAGGGAGCUCCCGCCUCUUCCACAGCGAGGCCAGCGAACGCUUCCCACAAUGGUGAGUCAAGACACAGCUGGAGAAAUGCCAGCAACAAAACACAAGAAGAAGAGGGUGAGAAAGGAGACAAAUGAAGUCGAUGAUAUGGACGAUCAGGGGAUGGAGAUGGGAGGCCUGGGCAGCAGGAGGGCCUCUGAGGUCAGAGAGCAACUUUCCCUUGAACCCACAACUGAAUCUGCUCCACAGAGGAGGAAGAAGAAAAAGAAAACUGCCACUAUAGAUCUUGAAGAUGAUCAAGCUGAUCUAGUAAAUGGAGAUACAGCAGAUCAGACGACUGAUGGAGAAGAAGUGGUCAAAAAACCUAAAAAGAAAAAGAAGUCAAAAGUCGUUGAAUCGCAGCUUCCUGAUGAGUUGGAUGUAGAAGAGGAUGAUAUUAUCACUGACACCCCUCCUGCUAUCCCCCAGCAUUCCCUGUUCUCGGCCCCUCAGGGUCAGAGCCAGCCGGUCGGGAAGGUCUUUGUCGAGAGGAACAAGCGUUUCCAGGCAGCGGAGCGCUCAGACUGGAGGAAGACCAGUGACCAGAUGGAUAACCUGACGGACUUCCAGCACAUGCAGCCGCUCUGGACCACCAGAGACGUUUCUAUUAGAGUGCACGCAGGUUUCAGGGUGUUCGGUCUGUACUGUCACGGCUUCCUGGCGGGCUACGCUGUGUGGAACAUCGUGGUGGUUUAUAUGUUGGCCGGGCAGCACCUCACCUCUCUGUCCAACCUGCUGGAGCAGUACCACAGCCUGGCUUACCCCUCGCAGUCCCUGCUCUACAUGCUGCUGGCCAUCAGCACUGUGGCCGCCUUCGACAGAGUGAAUCUGGCCAAAGGUUCCAUGGCUCUGCGGGAGUUCAUCACGCUGGACCCCGUCGCUCUCGCCUCAUUCUUGUAUUUCUCAGCGUUGGUCCUCUGCUUGAGUCAGCAGAUGACCAGCGAUAGAAUCAACCUGUACCCAUCCCUCAACACGACGUUGUGGCCACCAGGGUCAGAGCACCAGAUUCUCCACCCAUGGGUAACAGUCAACCUGGUGGUGGCUCUGCUUGUUGGCCUGGCCUGGAUCUUCAUUGCCACCCAACCUGAGACAGACUAUACUGAGGGUUAUCUGAUGGCCAUGGAGAUUGAGCCGCCCAAACCAGAGGACAAAUCAGAAAUGACCGCCUGAUAAAAAUGGCUGUCUAUCGGCUCUGACACUACAGCUUUGUUGUCAUUUUGCACAUAUUUUUGAGCUGUGUUUUGGCAGUGAACUCUGAAUGUGUUUUACUGUGUAUUAUUUUUGUAUUUUUGAAAUGUGAAUGUGCUCGUUUCUUUUUUAAAUACAGGGUUUUACC